Messenger RNA from Myripristis murdjan (pinecone soldierfish), 3959 nucleotides. It is a transcript of the gene alg10, whose product is annotated as ALG10 alpha-1,2-mannosyltransferase. The record is from RefSeq and is a predicted model, not a curated record. The transcript is spliced from 3 exons. Gene Ontology annotation, cellular component: endoplasmic reticulum. Gene Ontology annotation, biological process: protein N-linked glycosylation; dolichol-linked oligosaccharide biosynthetic process. Bases 206 to 1630 code for a protein of 474 amino acids. Lineage: Eukaryota; Metazoa; Chordata; Actinopteri; Holocentriformes; Holocentridae. Gene Ontology annotation, molecular function: dolichyl pyrophosphate Glc2Man9GlcNAc2 alpha-1,2-glucosyltransferase activity.
UUGACGGACGGACCAACAGCUGUCAGGAAUCAAAACUGCUCCGCUCGUCUGUUUUCGGCCGCAGCGCCGCGCCGUUUCCAGUCCGAUUUCUCGUCUUUUUCGCUGGUUUCAGGACGCGAAUCGAAUCGGCAUGCCCUCACCACAGAAGCACACAAGCUAACCUGCGACUGCCGUUUCCUGCGAGGGGGAUAUUUGUGGCGGAAAAAUGGAGAAAUUCGAGGGCUACAUCUUCACCGCCCUGUGCAGCACCAACUUUUUGAUAUCGUGCCUCCUCUUCUCCAGAAUCACCCGGGAGCAGAGGGAGCCCUACAUGGACGAGCUCUUCCACAUCCCGCAGGCUCAGAAAUACUGCCAGGGCAAAUUCAACGAGUGGGACCCCAUGAUCACCACCCUCCCCGGCCUGUACCUGGCCUCUGUCGGGGUCAUCAAGCCCGUGGUGUGGCUGGCCGACCUGACAGGCAAGGUGGUGUGCUCCACGGCCAUGCUGCGCUUCGUCAACCUGCUCUUCAACUGCGGCAACCUCUACCUGCUCUAUCUCAUCGUCUGCAAGCUGCACCUCAGGGAGAAGACGCGGACCGCUUCACGCCGAGUCCUGUCAGCCCUGUCCCUCUCCACCUUCCCUGUGCUCUACUUCUUCAACUUCCUCUACUACACCGACGCCGGCUCUACUUUCUUCAUCCUCUUCACCUACCUCAUGAUGCUCUACGGCAGCCACAAGGCCUCGGCACUCCUCGGUGUCUGCUCCGUGCUCUUUCGCCAGACCAACAUCAUCUGGGUGGCCUUCUGCGCCGGCACCUUGGUGGCCAGCAAGAUGGACGAGGCCUGGAGGACGGAGCACGCCAAAAAGAGGGACGACAAGUCGCUGUCUCUCCAGGUGCCGCUGUCGGUCAGCGGGGUGAAGAGAGUGAUGCUUUUCACGCUGGAGUUCUGCACCUCGCUCAGUCACGUGAAGGCGGUGCUGGCGGUGGCGUGGCCCUACGCGGUGGUCGGCGUGGGGUUUGUGGUGUUUGUGGUGCUGAAUGAUGGGAUCGUGGUCGGGGACAGGACGAGCCACGAGGCCUGCCUCAACUUCCCGCAGCUCUUCUAUUUCUUCUCCUUCACCCUUUUCUUCUCGCUCCCCACCUCACUCUGCUACUACCGCGUCCUUCGCUUCCUGCAGGCUCUGAAGAGGCAGCCCAUCUUCUUUCUCCUCGUCACGCUCCUGUCCUUGCUCCUGGUGUGGAAGUUCACCUACGUGCACAAAUACCUCCUGGCCGACAACCGCCACUUCCCCUUCUACGUGUGGAAGCGGCUGUUCCAGAGGCACGAGCUGGUGCGCUUCCUCCUCAUUCCCAUCUACGUGUUCGCCGGCUGGAAUUUCUUGGACUCGCUCAAGUCGCGCUCGCUCUUCUGGAGCCUGGCGUUCCUGGUGUGCCUCCUGGCCGCCACCGUGCCCCAGAAGCUCCUGGAGUUCAGGUACUUCAUCGUCCCCUACCUGAUUUACCGCCUCCACAUGCCGCUCCCCUCCCUUCCCAGACUCCUCAUGGAGUUCGCACUGUACACGGCAGUCAAUGCGGCCACGCUGUACAUCUUCAUCAGCAAGACCUUCCACUGGCCGAACAGCACAGCCACUCAGAGGUUCAUGUGGUGAACAAAAAGAGCGAGGGAUGGACUGAUGCUUGUAUCCGAUAUCAGGGAGACACCAGACCAGAAUUCUACAUAUUGAAACAUCUAAUGAAUCAACGCAAAGAAACUUGACUUUCUGCCUUUGUCAUAGAUAGGAGGAUGUCAGAUCUCGCCAGAUGAGUAUAACGGAUUAAAGCUCCAUCAUUUUUGUACAGUGCAAAAGUUAUGGUCGGUCUUUGUGGUUCAGUAAAAGUAAUGGGAUUGCGACAUUUUAGUGCUGAGAAUCAGUAUCGCUAAUGUCAAAGCAGUCCAUUCCUAAACGGGACAAGACAUCAGAGAACAGCAGGAGCCCCGUACGUCCACAUGAGACUCAAAUGGACUGAAAUUCCCUGCUGCAGAAACGAUGAUGAGACGUAAAGGUUUUGACAUCUGAGCUGUCGUAGCCUGUCUGCUUUCCAGUCACAGCAAUAUGUGCACCAGGGCUGGAGUCAGCUCACUUUGAAUUUUGUCAUUUCAGAAUAUUAAAGCUACAAUAAUCAAAAUCAGUUGAUUGAAGACCGUUUAGACUCAGCUGUCAAAAAAGGCCAAGAAACCCAAUUUGGUUCAGUCUUUGUCAGACAUCUGAUAAAUUAGCACUUAUUCCACGUUUUGGAGAGCUGAGUCUCAAUAGUCCUCUUUUUUUGCAAUUUCAUUUAAUGCAACUUGAAGUAAAAUGCCAUAACUGUAACAAAGUGUCACUCUCAACCAAUUAUUUAAUUCAAAAUAUGAUUUUUGAACUUUUUGUUUGUUUUUGGACUUUGACCAGAUUCCACUUCCUCGACUGGUUACAUUAAAAGCGACUCGAUUUCAACCUCGAUGCGUACAGUACAUAAUACACUGUAUAAUGAUUGAAUUGAUACUUGUCUGAAUUGUAAUAAAUCUCUUUUGAUGAGAGUUUCUAUAAAAGUUGUUUAUAUACUUUCUGUAUGUAAAAUAUCUGCAUAUUUCUUUUGUAAAAGAAUGAUGUUGGCCUUUGUUACUGCUACACACAGAUUGAAAAAUAAUCUCAUGUCGGCUGAGGAUGUCUGGGUAUCGACAAGGUGAUGAAUGAGCUGAUAUGUCUUCUUUUUUUUCUGUAAAUGUAAUUUUUUUGAGUCCUCUGCAGAAUUGACUGUUGACAUUUGAGCUGUAAAUGUGAUUAAAGAGACCAAAUACAUGAAUAAAUAAAAUAAAAAAAGACCUAGCCAUAUUGUAAAGCAGGGAUCUUGAGAAUUUCUACUGUAUUGGAUGUUUUUGUAAUGAAUGAGGUUUUUUUUUGUUUUUUGUUUUUUGUUUUUUUUUGCCAAUGAAGAACACUGACAGCCAUGUUUUGGGUUUUUUUGUCCCUUUGGUUGAGGCUGCGGUGAUAUUUUGAAAAUGGAACUGAUGAAUAUGAAUGUUUUAAAGACUAAUUAUGUUUAUUUAUGGUGAAGUGAAUCCACAUUCAAUCCACAAAUAACUGUACAAUUAUUAUUGAUAUAUAUUUUUUUCCUGCUUUCAUUAUAGUGACUUCAGAACACAUUUUUUGUCUUUUUUUUUUUUUUUUAACUGUAACACUUAAUACAAUGUCAUCUUGAUCCAACCAUAUCGAUCCAUUGGACAGCGAAAAACAUCUGCAUUUACUUCUCUUUUAUCUUUCAAUUUUCUCACUUUUCUUUUCAGUGUGGUCUUCAGUUUUGAUUGUUUUUUUUUUUUUUUUAUUUUCACUGAACUUUUUUGUUUGUUAGUUCAUUGUUUGUUGUUAGUUGUUUGUUCAUCUUGCCUUCAGUGUUUUUCCAGCCUUGUGAUGUCUUGUGUGUGUGUGUGUGUGUGUUUGAUUGCUUCCAGAGUCCUUAAAUUUAAUUAUCCUCACGAUUGCCCUUAAACUUAUGUGACAUAAUUUGCCAUUUAUCCUUGGAUCUAAAUGAUCCAACGGCUCCCAGUAGGGCUUAUGACCAAAAAUCUGAUUUACCCUUGCAGGUUAGAGUUAGAAAAUGGCCUGAAAUUCCUAUUUUUACUCAAAUUUGGACUCACAAAAUGCUUUUACCCUUCAGCUCGAUUCCAGUUUGUUGUGAAAGAUUUACACGUCAAGGGAGGACAGGGUGAAAAGUCUUAAUGCGACUGUUAGGCUCCCUAUUCAGAUUACUUAUCGUUUCGUUCUCUUUGUUUUUGGUUAUAAGAUUAUUCUGUGUUCAUCAGUGUCAGAAUGUCCAUUUGACUGUCUGAGUCUGCUACCGCGUCUGCUUGGACUCAUCGGUCUUGUUACCUCUUGUGUUCAUACUGUCCGUCCGGCUGUGUGUUGCUCCCAUGAUCACACGGCCCUGUCGAAACAUGCAAUAAAAAUAUUCCUGAUUGUC